CCCGGCUCUAUAGACACUCGUUCUUCGUCGUUAACAAUUCGGAGAUGAUUCCGUUUCCUCUGUUACCGACGCCGAUAGAAACCAACUACAGAGCUUGCACCAUUCCUUAUAGAUUCCCUUCUGAUAAUCUCAAGAAAGCCACUCCUACUGAAAUCUCGUGGAUCAACGUCUUCGCUAAUUCCAUCCCUUCUUUCAAGUUCAUUCUCUCUCUCUUCCAACUUUGGAAACGAGCAGAGAGCGAUAUCACUGUUCCAGAUGCUCCAACUAGAGCUAAAAUAUUUGCAGAGAGAUAUGCGGGAAUUCUUGAAGAUUGGAAGAAAGAUCCAGAGAGCAAUGGCGGGCCACCAGAUGGCAUUAUUCGCGGCCGAGUUCGUGAGCAUUUACUCAGAGAGUUAGGAUUUAGGGACAUAUUCAAGAAAGUUAAGGAUGAGGAGAAUGCAAAGGCUAUAUCACUAUUUCCUGAAGUUGUUAGUCUGAGUGAUGCUAUUGAAGAUGACGGAAAACGGUUAGAGAAUUUGGUGAGAGGGAUAUUUGCUGGAAACAUCUUUGAUCUAGGUUCUGCACAGCUUGCUGAGGUUUUCUCAAGGGAUGGCAUAUCUUUCUUGGCUACCUGUCAAAACUUGGUUCCACGACCUUGGGUCAUUGAUGACUUGGACAACUUCCAAGCCAAAUGGAUCAAGAAGCCUUGGAAGAAGGCAGUGAUUUUUGUUGAUAAUUCUGGUGCAGACAUAAUUUUGGGUAUUUUGCCGUUUGCAAGAGAGCUGCUCCGUCGAGGAACUCAGGUGGUGCUGGCUGCUAACGAGCUGCCAGCUAUCAACGAUGUAACAUAUACCGAGCUUACAGAUAUCGUGUCGCAGUUGAAGGAUGGAAAUGAAUUGAUAGGCGUUGACACUUCAAAGCUUCUGAUUGCAAAUUCAGGGAAUGAUUUAGCGGUUAUCGAUCUCUCAAGAGUAUCACAUGAGCUUGCUUACCUUUCAUCUGAUGCAGACUUAGUCAUCCUAGAAGGCAUGGGUCGUGGGAUCGAGACAAACCUUUAUGCUCAGUUCAAGUGUGAUUCUCUCAAGAUCGGAAUGGUGAAGCAUGUUGAAGUAGCACAGUUUCUCGGAGGACGACUUUACGACUGUGUCUUUAAAUACAAUGAAGUUCAGAGUUAAUACAUUUCAAUAAUAUUCACUAUGACUU
Arabidopsis arenosa is the source of this 1182-nucleotide messenger RNA. NCBI's taxonomy places the organism in Eukaryota, Viridiplantae, Streptophyta, Magnoliopsida, Brassicales, Brassicaceae. The record is from the annotation of a GenBank genome assembly.